GGGAUCUGUCAGCCGCUCCCUCUUGGCUUCGGGUCUCCGCCAGCGCCCGCGGGAGCCCGUUCGCGUCGACUGACCAGAGUCCGCGAAUCCUCCGCUCGGAGCCGAACCGAACCGCCCCGAUCUCAGCUUUCUAUUCUUUGAGAACACUAAGAACAAUGUCUCUGCAUCAGUUUUUACUAGAGCCAAUCACCUGUCAUGCCUGGAACAGGGAUCGAACCCAGAUCGCCCUUAGCCCCAAUAAUCAUGAAGUCCACAUCUAUAAGAAGAAUGGGAGCCAGUGGGUGAAAGCUCAUGAACUCAAGGAACACAACGGACAUAUCACAGGUAUAGACUGGGCCCCCAAGAGCGACCGCAUCGUCACUUGUGGGGCAGACCGCAACGCGUAUGUCUGGAGUCAAAAAGAUGGUGUGUGGAAGCCCACCCUGGUGAUCCUGAGAAUUAACCGAGCGGCCACUUUUGUGAAGUGGUCUCCACUGGAGAACAAAUUUGCCGUGGGAAGUGGAGCCCGGCUCAUCUCUGUCUGUUACUUCGAGUCUGAAAAUGACUGGUGGGUAAGCAAGCACAUUAAGAAGCCGAUCCGCUCCACGGUCCUCAGCUUGGACUGGCAUCCCAACAACGUUUUGCUGGCAGCAGGCUCAUGUGACUUCAAAUGCAGGGUGUUUUCUGCCUACAUUAAAGAAGUGGAUGAGAAGCCAGCCAGUACACCAUGGGGCAGCAAGAUGCCUUUUGGUCAGCUGAUGUCAGAGUUUGGUGGCAGCGGCAGUGGUGGCUGGGUGCACGGGGUCAGCUUCUCCGCCAGUGGGAGUCGCCUGGCCUGGGUCAGCCACGACAGCACCGUGUCCGUUGCUGAUGCCUCAAAGAGUGUGCAGGUUUCAACUCUGAAGACCGAGUUCCUGCCGCUCCUGAGUGUAUCGUUUGUCUCAGAGAACAGCGUCGUGGCUGCUGGUCAUGACUGCUGCCCCGUGCUCUUUAACUACGACGACCGUGGCUGCUUGACCUUCAUCUCCAAACUCGACAUUCCCAAACAGAGCAUCCAGCGCAACAUGUCGGCCAUGGAGCGCUUCCGUAACAUGGACAAGCGGGCCACCACUGAGGACCGCAACACAGCCUUGGAGACACUGCACCAGAACAGCAUCACUCAAGUGUCUAUCUAUGAGGUGGACAAGCAAGAUUGCCGUAAAUUCUGCACUACUGGCAUCGAUGGCGCCAUGACAAUUUGGGAUUUCAAGACCCUAGAAUCUUCCAUCCAGGGCCUUCGGAUAAUGUGAAGCUGAG
Molecule: messenger RNA, 1275 nt
Organism: Chrysochloris asiatica (Cape golden mole)
Lineage: Eukaryota; Metazoa; Chordata; Mammalia; Afrosoricida; Chrysochloridae
Gene: ARPC1A
Product: actin related protein 2/3 complex, subunit 1A, 41kDa
Exons: 10
Coding region: 156-1268 (370 amino acids)
Biological process (GO): Arp2/3 complex-mediated actin nucleation
Cellular component (GO): actin cytoskeleton; Arp2/3 protein complex
Molecular function (GO): actin filament binding
Source: RefSeq, a predicted model, not a curated record